Messenger RNA from Protopolystoma xenopodis, 495 nucleotides. The record is from the annotation of a GenBank genome assembly. NCBI's taxonomy places the organism in Eukaryota, Metazoa, Platyhelminthes, Monogenea, Polystomatidea, Polystomatidae.
AUGGUUUUUAUCCUUUUUAGUGAAAUUGAAGAGGCUCGCCAGCGAGAGUGGACUUGGCAGCAAGUUCGAUCAGCUGCCCAGCACAAUCCUCUUUAUAGUCAGGUUCUUGGCUUCUCACAAGAUGCUGAAAUGACCCCGGCGAUGCUCUUGCUCGAGCUUGAAACUACUCCUUCAUCUCAGCCCACCCCUUCGUGUUCUAUUGCACAUAGAGGAGACGACGCUUUCAUUAGAACACUUUCUGAGACAGGCCGAUCUUCAUUUUCUCCACUCUCUGCUCCUCCAGAUGGAUUCUGUGGACAGCAAGAUUGUCCGCAAUCUCUAAACUCACUUCAAAAUAAAGAUGAAUCCUCCGUAACCGAGGUGUCAGCCGACACCAACACUAUUGAUGCUUCUGGUCUAUUGGCAUCUGGGGAUGCGGCAAACGACCUGCAGGCUGAUGUUACCACUCAGGUAUACAAGGUUUCAGCAAGCAAGGACUUAGCCUUUCUAAUUUAA